Molecule: messenger RNA, 657 nt
Organism: Penicillium odoratum
Lineage: Eukaryota; Fungi; Ascomycota; Eurotiomycetes; Eurotiales; Aspergillaceae
Exons: 1
Coding region: 1-657 (218 amino acids)
Molecular function (GO): protein binding
Source: RefSeq, a predicted model, not a curated record
AUGUCUCCUCUAGAGUCACUCCCACCCGAGAUCUGGUGCAAAAUCAUGGACAACAUAUUCACAUUCGAUCGCAAUGAGAUCUGUGGAACAGACGGAGAUGUCAUCACACCCCUCAACAACAUCGGAGGUCUAAAUUUCGCAUCCAUGACAACCCAGUACCGUGUACGAGGUUACAUUUCUCGGAAAUUCGGCGACAGAAAGCUCAACAUCCUCCGCUCAGUUGCCAGAGACCCAACCGCCCCCAGCCGAUUAGCAUUUGCUGUCGUCAUUGGGUGCGUCCUUACGAACAAGCCACUAAACCGGUGGACCCUUGUUCUUCCCACCGAAUACGCAAUUGAGCUUGCCAAUAUCCUGGCGGAUGCGUUUAUCGGCUGGGAGUUGGAAUGCAUUCAAUGGGUCGAAAAAGGAAGUGUGAACCAUCAAUUCCGCGACUCUAAGUCCCUCAUUACGGGGGCAGAGAGAAUCAUUGCGGCUAAAUGUCGCACUGUUGCUUAUUAUGUACCCAAGACGUGGUACUCGUCGAUUGCCUGGAAUGAGCUUGAAGCGGAGUUGAAGGCGUGGGAGUUGUAUUGGAUGAUUGAUAUGCUAUCUCGGAGUGGAAAGGGGCCCAGGUUGUUUCUGCGAAUGUCCAGCGUGAAAAGAGAGGGUCGUCUGUAA